CUCUCUAAUUGACUCAUUCUCUGAGCCACCUUUUGUCAUUUCUUUCUUGCUUCUUCCCUCCUCUCCAUCUUCUAUUUCUAAUUUUCUAUCACUUUACUGCCUCUCGACAUCCAACUAUGAACUGUACCCACCCUGAUCGAUCACCAAAUCCUUCUUCUUCUUAAUUACUUGGUCUCUUUAAAUCCAACUCAACCCGGCCAGACUCGGUCACUACCUUAUCCCUCACUAUAUAUAUCACUUUCCUACCUACACAUUCAUCUUCUUAUUUGAUUCUAGCUUGCUAAUCCAACUCAACCCUGCAGACCCUUGAUUCUUCAUUUGGGUUUCCAUCGAUUCAGAAAUUCCUGAUUUCACUAUACUUGCUAGUACGUACGUCCAAGCUAUAGGAUAAGCAAAUGGCCGAGCCUGGCCGAACCCAGCAGCCUCAGCCGGGGACCUACGUCGUCCAAAUCCCCAAGGACCAAGUUUACCGCGUCCCACCCCCGGAGAACGCCACCCUUUACAACAAGUACACUUCCCAAAAGCCUCGCCCCCGCAACUGCUCCUGGCUCCUUUUCAUCGUCGCCUCUCUCCUCCUCCUCCUCCUCUCCGCCGCCCUCUUCUACCUCCUCGUCCGCCCCGAGUCCCCCAACUACUCCGUCCAAACCAUCUCAUUCAAGGGCUUCAACCUCACCGCCCCCGCGUCCUCUCAGCAGGUCAACGUGGCCGUGCGUGCCGAGAACCCCAACAGGAAAAUCGGGAUAUACUACAAGCAGCCACACAGCUCCGCCAACGUCUUCUAUGCUGACAUCAAGCUCUGUCACGGCGCCCUGCCCGCCUUUUAUCAGCCGCCCAAGAGCGUCACGGAGUUGGAUGCGGCGCUGACCGGGACGGGGAUCAGGCUGACCAACGCGGCGCGUGACGGGUUAGUGGAGGCGCAGAGGCAAGGCAAGGUGGCGUUGAAGUUGCAUGUCCGAAGCCCCGUUGCACUCAAACUGGGCUCCAUUAAGACGUGGACGAUUACCGUUAAACUUGCCUGUGAUUUAACGGUGGAUCAGCUGGCCCCAGACGCCAACAUUGUGUCCAAACACUGCAACUAUGGUGUACAUCUUUGGUAGACUCCAAGCCAAAAUUUUACAUUCAAUUUAUGUAUAUUAAUUGGUUCUCAUUUUUCUUGUUUCAUAUUCAUUGGGUUUGCAUU
Messenger RNA from Fragaria vesca subsp. vesca, 1180 nucleotides. RefSeq lists its product as uncharacterized. The record is from RefSeq and is a predicted model, not a curated record. The transcript is spliced from 2 exons. Bases 396 to 1097 code for a protein of 233 amino acids. NCBI's taxonomy places the organism in Eukaryota, Viridiplantae, Streptophyta, Magnoliopsida, Rosales, Rosaceae. Gene Ontology annotation, cellular component: plasma membrane.